AUGCAAGUAACGCGCAAGAAUUCCAAGCAAGUUGUGAUGACAGCGGAUCCCGUCGACGGAAUUUACUGGCUGCGGUCUCCUCAACGAUCGACUGAUGCAGCGACACACAAUGGGGCCAUCGACUUUCGCACGCGCAUGGGUCAUGCAUCCCUCGAUGCUCUGCGCAAGAUGAUGGCCACCGGCAUGAUCAAGGAAUCCAAUGCACCUCUCUCAUCGACUGAGCCAAGUGUGUGUCGUGGUUGCCAGCACGGGAAGAUGAUUCUCAAGAUUCAGACGCAGUUCGGCAAGAAGAUCAAGUUCGUUCGGCAUAAUGGAGCGCAUGAGUUUGCGAACAACUCGAUCAAGACCUUCUACGAAGAUCAAGGUAUAGAGCAGCAGGUCACAGUGCCGUAUGCACACCAGACCAACGGCACUGCAGAACGCGCAAUACGGACCAUCGUCACGAUCGGACGCAGCUUGCUGCAUCAUGCAAAUCUGGAGAGGUGUCUCUGGGCUGAAGCGGCAAUGAAGGCGAUCUACAUCAAGAACCGACUGCCUUCACCCAAGAUCGACCACAAGACUCCGUUCGAGAUCGUGUACAAGUCGAAACCAAGUAUCAAGCACAUGCGUGUGUUUGGAUGUUAA
This is a messenger RNA of Peronospora matthiolae, 624 nucleotides long. The record is from the annotation of a GenBank genome assembly. Lineage: Eukaryota; Oomycota; Peronosporomycetes; Peronosporales; Peronosporaceae.